AUGCCGUCUCCGAAUCAGUCUCAAAUUUCAACGAUUCUUGCUGAAUUAGGAUGGAAUGAAGCUCACGCAAUUCCUGUUGCAAAUGAAGAAAAUCAGAAGCUUAUAAUAAAGCUUGAAGAAUUACAAAACCAAUUGUUUCAACGAAAUAAUCAAUUAGAUCUUGAACAAUCAAAAGUGAAACAAUUAAAAAAUCAUAUGAAAAAUGUACAACAAGAAAUUACAUAUACCAAUACAUUAUGUAAUUUACGUGAUAAAGAAAUUAAUGAAGAAUUACAUCAAAUUAAAUUAAUUGAACGUGAAUAUGAACGUUUAAUACAAGAGAAUAAAAAAAUUUCACAAAUAAAUAAUGAUAUUAUUGAAAAGAAAAGUUUUUUAGAGACAUUAUUUUAUCAAAAAAGGAAAGAAUUAGAAAAUUCAUCAGUACAUAUUGAUUCUGAUAAAACAUCAUUAGAAAAUCUUAUGAAAAAGAUUGGUGAACAUGAUGAAGAUAUGAAAAUUAUUGAAAAAUAUAUUAAACAAGAUAAUACAAAGAUUAAAGAACUUAAUUUAGAAUUGGAAAAAUUAACAAAUAAACGAAAUGAAUUAAAAUCUAAAUUAGAUACAAUUUAUACAAAUACAUUAGUUGAUCAAGUGAAAUAUGAUAGUUUAAGUAAAGAAGUUAAAGAAGCCUAUAUUCAAAGAGAUAGUUUAAUAAAACAAUGGGAAAAUGUAAUUAAUGAAAUGAGACAACGUGAUAUUCAAUUAGAUCAUUUCUCUCAGCGCCUUAAUCAAAUUAAACUUCAAGUUUAUGAACAAAAACAAUUGAAUAAAGAGAAAUUGAAUUUUCUUCAUUUACAAAUAGAGACGAAUUCCGAUGUUCAACAUCAUUUAGAUGAAAUCAUUAAGAAUAUAACACAAUGUAAAGAAGAUUUAACUAAUACAGAAAUAAAACGACAAGAUUUUCAUAGUGAGUUAGAAGCAUUAAAACGUACUGUGGAUAAAGCUGUAAUUGACUUAGAAGCAGCUAGAGUAUUGAAUUCACAAUUAAAAAAAGAAAAAGAAAAGAAAUUACAAAAUCUUGAUAAACUAAAAGAAUCUAUUGAUAAUUCAAUGAAACAAUUAACAUAUGUAACUGAAUGUAAAUUAACCGCUGAACAAUAUGCUAAUGAAGCUGAUAAACAAUUAUCAUUACAAGAAUUCAAUCAUGAAUUCUAUUGUAAACAAUUAAAUAAAUUACGUGAUGAUAAAUUUAAAGUUAAUCAGAAAUAUGAAGAACUUAUACAUGAAGAGAAAUUAUUAAAACAAUCCAUAUCAGGCAAUGAAACAACUAAAAGAAAUUUAAUGUUGAAAAUUGAAUUGUUAGAUGCACAAUUAUUAAAACAACAAGAAGUAUUAUAUCGUCAGGAUUUUACUAUACAAAGUUUAGAAAGACGUAUUGGUAAAAUGACCGGUGAACAAAAUGUUGAACAAUGUGAAUUGAUGGAAAAUAAAAUUAAAGAAUUAACAAAAGAAUUAAAUGAACGAACCAAUACAGUGAAUUUAUUAACAAAUCAAUUAAGAAAUCUUAGUAGAGAAUUACAUCGAAUUAAACGUGAACAUGAGACAUUAUACAAUAAAAAUGAUUUUCUUAAAAAUCAAUUAGAUACAAAUGAAUUAGAAAUGGAUAUUAUGUUGAAAGAAAAAGAAAAACAAUCAUAUAAUUUAAAAAAACUUUUAGUAGAAAAAAAUUUAAAAAAAUUAGAAGUAAAUAAAUUAACAAAAUUAUAUGAACAAUAUACAGAUAAGAGAUAUGAUUUACAAAAAGCUAAUUAUGAAUUAAAUUCAACUAUUAAAGAACGUACAGAACAAAUUAAUUUACAUCAAACAAUGUUAAAUAAACAAAUUAAAAUUAAUACCACUGAAAAUAGUCAAUUAAAUAUUGAAAUACAAGAACGUAAAUCAAAAGUGGAUAAAUUAAUUAAACGUUAUGAAAUAAUCACAGCAUUAAUGGCACCACCAGAAGGUGAAGAAACAAGAAAUCAAGCAUAUUACAUAAUAAGAGCUGCUCAAGAUAAAGAAUUAUUACAACGUAAAGGUGAUACAUUAGAUAAUGAUAUACGUAUAUUAGAACAAGAGAUUAUAGCACUUGAGAAUACAUUAGCUUUAAUGAAUGGUUGUAAUACAGUAUAUCGUAUGAGUUAUACACAAUUAUCAAAUGAUUCAGAAGAGAUAAAACAACAAACACAAUUAAAUGAACAAAUACGUCAAUUGAAUAUUAAAUCACGUUAUAAUCAAUCACGUUUAAAAGAACUACAUGAUUUAUAUAAUGUAAGUGAAUUGUCUUAUGAAGAUUAUGUUUAA
Messenger RNA from Schistosoma spindalis, 2319 nucleotides. The record is from the annotation of a GenBank genome assembly. Lineage: Eukaryota; Metazoa; Platyhelminthes; Trematoda; Strigeidida; Schistosomatidae.